This is a messenger RNA of Vigna angularis (adzuki bean), 1278 nucleotides long. RefSeq lists its product as uncharacterized. NCBI's taxonomy places the organism in Eukaryota, Viridiplantae, Streptophyta, Magnoliopsida, Fabales, Fabaceae. The coding region runs from base 1 to 1278 and encodes 425 amino acids. The record is from RefSeq and is a predicted model, not a curated record. Gene Ontology annotation, molecular function: zinc ion binding; nucleic acid binding. The transcript has a single exon.
AUGGCAUCUAGAUCUCCUCCUUCCUCAGAUGUCGAUCCGUCUGACUGUAAUCAGAUGUUGAAUGCGGUGCUUCAGGCGUUGCAACAACAAAAUGUUACACUAAUUCAGCAGAAUUCCAUAGCCUUGCAGAAUCUGGAAGCUGCGAGAGUGUCUGCUGAGAAUGCCAGAGCGUCGGCCGAUACCACCCAAAGACAGUUCUUGGAUGUGAUGACUAGUGGCAGGAUUCCCACCGGUCCUUCUUCUUCGGCUGCUCCAACUCAAGAAUGGAGUUUGGAAAAUUUCUUGCAGCAUCAUCCCGCCAAGUUUGAUGGCAAGUGCUCGCCAGAUGAAGCCGAUCAGUGGCUUCGUGAUAUGGAGAGAGUCUACAACGCCAAGAGGUGUCCUGAUGAAAACAGGUUGUCCUAUACUGAGUAUCUAUUGACUGGAGGGGCAAGCCACUGGUGGAGCAGUGCACGGAUGAUCUUAGAGGGAACUGGAACCCCUAUCACAUGGGACUUAUUUAAGAAGAAGUUCUAUAAGGAGUACUUCCCUGACACUCUUAGAUAUGCUAAGGAAGUGGAGUUUUUGGAGCUAGUGCAGGGAAAUAUGUCGGUAUCUGAGUAUACUGAUCGCUUCAAACAUCUUCUUAGAUUUAACACCAUGAAAGUGGAUGAAGAGUGGCAAUGCCGCAAGUUCGAAAACGGGUUGCGCGGUGACAUCAAGCUCUUGGUGAGAGGUCACCGUCUGAGAGAGUUUCCAGCUCUUGUGGAAAUGGCUAGGGAUAUGGAGAAGACAAAGAAUGAAUCUGAGAGACAGCAGAGUCGGAAUGGGGGACCAUCUGCAACUCGUAAUGAAGUCAGCAUUAAGAAGACCCCUUAUGCUAGACCAUCAUUUUCUCAUGAGUCUAGGGGUUCAUCCUAUCACCCAUCAGUGCAGGCAGGACCAGCCAGCCCAUCCGGCAUCGUGAGAUGUUAUACCUGUGGAGGACCUCAUUAUCGGAACAACUGCCCUAUGGGAAGGGGAGCAAAGAAGUGUUUCAAGUGCGGCAAAGAGGGGCAUUUUGCUGUAGAAUGUACUUCUACAGUAGUACCAAGUUCUCAGGCACAGAGGACUGGUUUGCCUCCACCCAGGGGAGGUAGCAGACCUCCGACAGUAGGCAGAGUCUACGCCUUGGUGGGAUCAGAGGCAGUCAGCUCAGGUAAUGUUCUCAUCUUUAGUUGUUUAUUUCUUGGUGUGCCUUUUGUUGUUUCUUUUCGAUUGGGUGACAACACACUCCUUCGUAUCGAAGGCAGUUGUUGA